Molecule: messenger RNA, 1853 nt
Organism: Hyla sarda
Lineage: Eukaryota; Metazoa; Chordata; Amphibia; Anura; Hylidae
Exons: 11
Coding region: 120-1160 (346 amino acids)
Source: RefSeq, a predicted model, not a curated record
GACUUCGUUGUGACUCCUGCGGAGCAAGAUAGAACUUUCUAUAGAUGAUACAGAGGAGGAUAAUAUAAUAUUACAGAGGGAUCUAGGGAAGCUGGAGGCGCGGGGCACAGACAUGGCAAAUGAUGUUUAAUCUUGAUAAAUUCUCUUGUAUCACUGUGGCUCAUCCUUCUUCUGGUGGUGGUCUUUUUACAGCUGUAGAUGUACCGGCCCAGCUGGGCUCCGACCUCCAUCUUAAUGUGUCCUGUCAGUUCAAUGGCAGUUAUCAAUUUGAUGUUUCCAAGGCCAAUGUGAAUAUUGGCACCUAUUAUGGUGAACUCAAGCCGAGGAAUGGACACUAUGGUCGCCUGAUAUACAACCAUGACACCUGUAUCCUCACCCUGAAGAACCUGACUGCACAGGAUGGGACCAAAUUCACUGUGACCCUGUGGAAAGACGUCAACUCAACAUUAACAUCACAUCAUAUACAAUACCGGAUCAUCAUCAGUGAUCCUGUGACGUUUCCUCCAUUUAACGAAAAUAAAAGUCAACCACCAGCAGAACACCGCAUCCAUAACACAUCCCAGAACUCUACUGAAGAUACCCGUGGAUUUGCUGCGUUCUGUCUAUCGCUGGACCCUCUUGUCAAUGCCCUGUUCCUAAUAGGUCUUCGGAUAAUUCACAAAAAUUGUAACACGCUGGAAAAGGACGUUAGGGAUUUGACUGGUCACUUCAGUUCUUGGAUCACACUUUUCUGUCAAGUGGUCCCCAUCUGUAUCCUGUCCAUCGAAAACCCCUAUUGUUUAAUCCUGUUCCUGGUUCCUAUACUUCUUCUGGUUGACCUACUGAGAUUUUUGGAUUUGCUUCCUAAACGUCUUCUAGAUGCUCUUCGAUUCAAUGAUGACACAUGUGUGAAGAUUGCUAGGUACUUGUGGAGAUUCCUCAUACUGCUCUUACAGAUCUUGUUUCCAAUCAUUGUAGGGAUCUUAUACAGUAAAUUUGGAAGCUUUAAACCAGAAUUCAAGAUUGGUUUCAUCGUCCUUUCAAUCAUCAUUUAUAUUGCUUUGAAAGGUUUUGUGGUCUUCAUCAUUUUCUUCUGUUGUAAAACUAAGACCACGUUUUCAUCGGUUUUUACAGAAGAACCUAAUACCAAUCCUGAAGGCACCGGAGAAGUCCGUGUAUGAUGGUUUUUGGCCAUCGGGAGGCGCUGGAUGUGGGUAUCCAACAACAGCCAGGAAAGGAUAGACUGUCUAGCACUUAAACUGGGAAUAAGCUUGAAUCUUGGCGGCACUUUAUUAUUUAUUAACCAUGGUUUUGUUCAUUUCAGUAUGUGCCUGUGUGGUGGCCCAGUACAGGAUGGUUUUAUGCCAUACCUUCCCUGCCCUGACAGGCAGUGUCCCUCCGUGUCCCAAUGGCCCCCUGCAGUGUUUCCCCCAUUGUAAAUAUGUAUGCAUUGAGUGUAUUGUACCUUUAAUAAAAUGUACCAUGUGAUUGUUACCCAGGAGGUACCAGUGACCAGCUGACCCCAAGAGUGACCUAUGGGCUCCCUGCUAGUCUCCCCCAUAUAAACCCUGCUGACCCUUAGAGCUCUUUGUGCUGUGGUCCAGUGCAGGCAAGUCAAUCUCAGUGUGUGUGUCCAGAGCAUUGGAGGCCUCAAGUCAAGUCCUGCAGCCACAAGUCAAGUACAAGUAAGCUAAAGCCACCGUCCUGUCAGUCAAGUCAGGUCAUCUGUCUACCCAGCGUGGCUGCACUACAUUGACCCAUCCAACUACAAGUCCCAGCAAGCCUGCAAGGUCUCUGUGCCACUGGUCACCUCCUUGGGCCUUGGCUGUACUGCAUAGACUGUACUGUACUGUCUACCCUCAGUAAAGCCACCG